This is a messenger RNA of Pocillopora meandrina, 561 nucleotides long. The record is from the annotation of a GenBank genome assembly. NCBI's taxonomy places the organism in Eukaryota, Metazoa, Cnidaria, Anthozoa, Scleractinia, Pocilloporidae.
AUGUGGUCGGAUCUUCGCGCUGCUGUUCCCCAGGGAUCUGACGUUUUACACUACCUUGCAAGUUCUCUCCCGGAUGUUGCAUUGGCUAGUAGAACACCUAGUGCUUCAUCCAAGUAUUUCUCUUCUUACAAGCGAUGUAAGUCUCGGGCCCGAGAACAUGGCUUUACAGCUUUUCCUGCAUCUCCGUUUCACUUUGCCAUUUAUUUACGUCAUUUCAUGACUGAGGCGAAGACAGCAUCUCCUCUAGAGUCAGCAGGUCGUGGCAUUACCUAGCUUCACCAAUUAGGUGGCGAGCUGUCUCCUACUGAACAUCCGUUGGUGAAGAGUGUUCUUGCCGGUGCACAGCGUUUGCUGGCCCAUCACACAUCCAAGAAAGAGCCUAUCACAGUCUUUCGGUUAGAACAGUUAGUUGCCUGCAAGGCGGACUCGAUGGCCUCUUUGUAUAGUAUUCGUUCGUUUGUAAUAUGCUUGCUAACUUUUGCUGCCUUUCUCAGACUUGAUGAGCUUGCUAAGCUUGUUCGAUUCGAUGUCGAAAUCGAAAAUGAUAUUAAAGUUAUUUAA